AGGCAAAGGGGGCAGGGCUAGGUGAUGUGAGCUAGCUAAUAGGCUGAGUGUGAGCAUUGCUGCCGGGGAGGGGAGGCUGGCAGCGCCGGUCGGACAGGUCUGCACCGACUGCUCUGCUGGAGAGGAAGGAGGGAAGCAAGGAGGUGAAGAUGAAAGGGAAGGAAGAAGGAAUAACAGAAAGGAUGAGACAAGAUAAACCAUGUGGGAGGUGUAAAUCCUGUACGGAUGAAGCGGCUGUGAGAGGAGGAGAGGUAUGAAGAAUAGGGAGCUGUUGGAGGCGUCCCACGGGCAUGUUUGUCCUCUGGCCGUUCUGCCUGUGUGUCUCUGCUCUGCACACAGACACUCUGGGAGGGAGAAGAAAGACCGUCUAAAAAUAAAUUGACAUGCACCACCAGCAGAAAAAUAAAAACCAAAUAAAAGAAGACAAAUAAAGGAAGAAGAAAAGGAACAAAGAAGAUUCUCUCCUUGUUUUUCUCUCUUUCACUCUGUUUGACUCUCUCCCUGCUCCAUUUCUGUUGCUCUGUCCUCAUUACAUGCCCAGAGGAGGUCAUGUCCCAGUCUGGAAAAGUCCUUCAUCUGUAUGUGGAAGUGAGGUCUGCCCCAGAUCAGAAUGGAGGAAAAGGGGCAUUUGGAGAAAAGGAAGAAGGGAUUGCUUCGGUUCAGGACAGUCCUGCAGAGCUCCUGUCUCAGCUAGCAACCAAGACGACCUGCCAGGUGGUCGCCAAGCCCUCCACAGCUCAUCAUCGAGUUCAGGACUGCACACACAGCCAGUCUCCAUCUCGAAACACAGUUAGCUUUCAGCUCCAGCAAGCCAGCAGCUCACCGACAGUCAACAAACGCUGGAGUUUACCCUGUGAUGGAGUUUCUGCUGUCCGCUCUUCACCAGGGCCCUCCUCUGGAAAGGCCACCGUCCCUCACACACCUCCCAACUGUCGGAGGUUAAAUGAGGAGGAAGUCAGCGGCGGGAAGCGGUCUGUCGUCACCUUCAGUUACAUCGAGAAGUCCAAUGUGAAGACGCUGGACAGUCCACGCAACUCUGUGAGAGGGACCAGAGAGGAAAGAUCCACCCCCUCCCACUUUCAAAAACGGCUCAGCGACCCAGUUUGGUUUGGGAGUCCCAGUUCAUCGUGCAGCUCCAGUCCCAAGCUGACUUUCCGGUCACCGGGAAGUCACCAGCAAACUUUCUCUCCCAGUCUUCGCCAACCACCCUUGGACCCCAUCGGCAGGGCAGCUACCCAGAGGGCUGUAGAGGAGUUUGGCUCCCCAUUACUGAGGAUUAAACUGGCCCAUGCACUUGAGCACACCUCAUUCUCACACUACAACCAACAGCCGCGCUGUCAGUCCUGGGCUGGGUCCCCUGUUCAGCGUCGGAACAUAAGUGUAAUCCCCAAAGACCACAUCACAGACAGGAGCCAGGCUAUUUGUGGGCUGCCUCGGAGCCCAGCAUCAGACCAGCUAUCCUCCCAGUCCAAGCAGUCUCCUCAGUUGAGGCCUGGGUCCUCUGUGGAGACCCAGAGCCCUCUUAACUGGUCAGGAGAGGACAGAACUGCAGUGGGAAGCCCAGCCACCAAAAGAAACAUUAACAGGGCCUGUAACAGGAGCGCUUCACCAAAGGGAGCAGUCUUACAACUCGGCAAUAAUGUAGUCGAGGGCUUGAACCAGUUAAGCGACAGUAAAUCCUCCUCUCCAGCUCACAGCCCUGAAGUUGCCCGUAGGCUAGCAGAGGAGGCUACCAAAGUAUCUUCUAUUUUAACAGAGGCAAGGAGGUCCUCAUUGCACAAUGCUUUAGGCGAGCUUGUAAGCAGCUCAAACUCUGGAGAAUUUCACAGUUCCUCUCCAAAUGCACAACAGUCUAAGCAAAUGCUUAAGAUGAACAUCCCUUUAAACAACCAACACACGCCAGCAACUGACAACACAGACUCUCACCAGCCUGAAAACUCUCUCUUGCAGUCACAUUCAUGUGAAACAAACUCCCAUACUGAUUAUGACACUCACCAGGAGGACUGCAUUCAGAGAUCCCAGCAUCAGAGCUCAAUUUUAUCUGCAGCUCAGUGUUCGCCCGCCCUCCCUUCACGUGUCCUCCGUCCCUCUCAUCCUCCCACUGAGCUCAGCUCUCCCGUGAGAGACCCCAGGCUUUUCCAGGCUGAGCUCCGAGCACCAGAUACCCCCACACUGCAUCGCUGUCAGCCCCCACAGUACACCGGAGAUUCCUGGUCCCCGAGCCUGGACAGGAGAGGAGACUUAAGCUGUUUUGAGAAAGGGGAUUGCACUGAGCUUGCUCGUAGGCUCUAUAUCAAUCAAAGUGUCGAGGAGGCACCGGUUAGCUGGACUUCCAGGCAGCAGUGGGGAAAUCAAGCAGAGAACAGCCCAAGGCCAAGCCCUGAGCCUGGAUUUGGGUUCAACAAUGACCAACCUAAUCGUCAAUCCAACCAGCGUCGCAGGCCGCUCAGCCCCACAGCCCAACAGAAACGGGCUGAGCAGAGGAGGAGAGAGAUCCUGCUCCUGGGACCAGUGGUGCUGGACUCCCCGGAGGAAGAUGAGGGUUGUGAUGAAGAGGGAGAGGGCAAUGACAUGGAAGGAUAUGGUGCAGGGCAGCAGCCUCGCCUGCGGAGGAUUGAAGAGCCUCCUGAGGCAGAGCAGAAUGGAGCAAUGGGAGGGCCGUCCUCGCGGAGCUCCAGUGGGGUGACAGGCAGCCUGGGAGACAGAGAUUGUGUGUCCCCGGAGUCCAGCCAGUCCAGUCACCAGAGCAAUGAGACGGGGGCUGCCACCUCAGGAAUACAGACGGAUAGUGGCUGUGCAGUGCCUGUGCCCUCGCUCCACUGUCAAAGAAUUGCACGUGCCAAGUGGGAGUUUUUGUUCGGGACCCCUGCUGAGGAGGCUGCUAGCAGGGGGGAGAAAAAUUCUCUGGAAACCUCCACAGCUCCUCCAAGUGGUAAUUCCAGUGAGUCACCCACCCCGACUCCCCCUUCCUCCCUACCUCUGCUCUCUGCCAAUCAUGAGGUGCAGCAUGUAGAGGUAGAGCUGGUGACCCCUCCCCCGGCCAUUAUCGGGACAUCACCCAAGACCGGCAUCAUUCGCCGGACGUUGAAGUAUUCUGAAACCGACCUGGACGCCAUCCCGCUUCGCUGCUACCGCGAGACGGACAUAGAUGAGGUGCUGCUGGCUGAGCAGGAUGACGCCGACUCAGCUUUUGGGAGUAACCGCAGUGUGCAGGGCACCUCAGGGACAGGCAGCAGCCCUCUGGGGGGUCUGGCUUAUGGGAGGACAGACAGGGAGGAGGUUGACGUGAGAAGAGGGGGGAGGAAGGAGGAGGAAGAGGAAGAUGAGGAGGAGGAGGAGGAGGAGGAAGAGGAAGAAAUGGUGAGCUGGGCCAGUGUGAGAAUGCAAGGAGACAACAGGAAGCAGCAGUAUGCAGCUCAGGAGGAGCCAGCGGUGUUUGGACACCUUAUGAAGAGACCAAUGGAAACGUUUUUCGACAACCACCACCCUGCCCUGAAAUCCCCCAUCUUGGUCUCCGGUCCCCGCUGUGCUGCAGAGGACACCUUCAGCCGCCACUUUGAGAGCAUCAUGGAGUCUCAUCGAGCCAAAGGGACUUCGUACAACAGCCUGGACAGUGAGGAGCUGCUGACCUCAAGCACCCAAACGGUCCUGACCUUUGACUUGCCCACACUAACCCCUGCCAUCCAUGGGCUGGUCUGCCAGAGCGCCAGGCAGAUCGUUCAACUCAGCUUUGCCCCACUGGCCCACGAUGAGAGGCCCAGUCUCUCUGAUUCUAUCUUUACUGUGACUGGGGACUCGGACGCCACCAGAGCCCCUUCCAGUGAAAGGCUGAGCAGCGGUUCAGACGACACGCCACCCAGAGGACAAGAUGUAUGUACACAGCUGGGGAGCAGCUGGUACAGCAACCCAUCUUUCUCUUUACCUAGCAGGGAGAAGGCCCGUCUGGCGACAGACUCGGAGCUGGACCAGGACCUCAGCGACAGGCUUGGCCUGGGCAGCAGCGACACCCUCACCAAUGGCAGCCACCGUGCCGAUGUGGCGGCCGCCAAACGUCUUGCCAAACGUCUCUUCAACUUGGAUGGCUUCCGGAAGUCUGACGUGGCACGGCACCUCAGCAAGAAUAAUGACUUCAGCCGAAUGGUAGCAGAGGAGUAUCUGAGCUUCUUCAACUUCACAGGCUUUGCCAUUGACCAAGCAUUGCGGACUUUCCUCAGGCAGUUUGCCCUGAUGGGAGAGACUCAGGAGAGGGAGAGGGUGCUGUCACACUUUUCAAGGCGUUACUUGGACUGCAACCCAAAAGUCAUGCCAUCAGAGGAUGCAGUUCACACCCUCACCUGUGCCCUAAUGCUGCUGAACACUGAUCUACAUGGUCAGAACAUCGGUAAGAGGAUGUCAUGCACACAGUUCAUUGGCAACCUGGAAGGGCUGAAUGACGGCCAAGAUUUUCCCAAGGAUCUGCUUAAAGCUCUCUACAACUCAAUCAAGAAUCAGAAGCUGCAGUGGACACUUGACGAGGAAGAGCUGCGGAAGUCGUUUUCGGAGCUCGGGGACAGCCUGUGCGAGUCCAACACCUCCAGAUCCAUGAAGAGGGUGGGCAGCAGCGGGAAGCCCCUGGCGGAGGAGACACAGCCCUCGGGAACGCUGCUGUACAAGAACGGGUUCCUGGUUCGCAAAGUCCACGCCGACUCAGACGGCAAGAGAACACCAAGAGGGAAAAGAGGAUGGAAGACCUUCUAUGCCAUCCUGAAAGGGCUCAUUCUCUAUCUGCAAAAAGGGGAAUACAGGCCUGACAAGCAGCUAUCUGAUGAGGACUUGAAGAACGCUGUGUCCAUCCACCACUCUCUGGCCAUGAAAGCAUCAGACUACAGCAAGAGGCCUAAUGUGUUUUACCUGCGGACGGCCGACUGGAGGGUGUAUCUCUUCCAGGCACCGAACGCAGAGCAGAUGCAGUCUUGGAUCACACGGAUCAACACGGUGGCUGCCAUGUUCUCAGCUCCUCCUUUCCCAGCAGCCAUCGGCUCUCAGAAGAAGUUCAGCCGGCCGCUGCUGCCGGGGACAAUGUCAAAACUGUCUGAGGAGGAGCAGGUCAGAUCCCACGAAGCUCGAUUCAGAGCCAUCUCCACUGAGCUGGCUGAGCUGCGCUCUUAUCCUCCUGACCGCAAGGUCAAAGGGCGCGAGCUGGAAGAGUACCGCCAACGAGACGAGUAUCUGGAGUUUGAGAAAACUCGGUACGGGACUUACGUCAUGCUGCUGCGAGCUAAAAUCCGGAGCGGCGAGGAGGACCUGUCGGUGUUUGAGUCCCAGCUGCUGGAAGACAAUGGGCUGCAGAGGGCUCACUCCAGCCCCACGCUGCAGGACAGCAGCCAGGCCAGCCAAGCCAGCAGCACCAGGGACGGGGGCAACAGCAGCAAGGCCAGCGGCUGCAGCAGCAAAGUCCGACAGGAAGGCCAGAGACACAGCUACCGUCAGGCCGUCAAGAAGUGAGACAGGGCGGGGGCGCCGGGAGCGGCACGGCGUUGCACUGCCAGCGGCAGGCUGUCUCCCUGCAUAGGUUUUUAUUUGAGAUCCAGGAGGGUUUGGAGCUCUGCUUGAAGGGGGGAGCAGGAGUGAGGGUCUACCCCACACCCUCCCCCAACCAUGACGCUCUACCCGGCACCCCAAUCUUCUCAUCUAACAGAGGAGGUGCAGAUCCUGUGACUGGCAGAGUGGCUGGGAAACACCAGCGAGGAUGUUGGUGCAGGAGGUGGGAGGGGCGGCUGGGAGGUCACAGAUCUGCAGAGAUGAGGUGUCUUUGAGAACGUACACUGGGUGCGGUGGCAGACUGAACUGUGCACUGAGAUAACGAGGGUGCUUACAGAUUGAACAGGGACCUACAUCCAGCAUCCUUUCCUUUUCUCCCCCUUUUGUUCUUUCAAAGCACCUCUCUGGCCACGUUCUCCCACCUUUUUUCUCGACCUUUUGCUGAGUUUUUGGGACCAAACAUGUUUACACAUUUUAGAACAUCACAUUUUUAGACGACUGAUGAUUUGAUUUCAGAUGAACUGUUACCGCUGCUCUGAUCUGAGUGCUGUUGAUAGUUGCUGGACUUGUCAAACAUCAUCAGGUCUUAUCGGAGCCAUUACAUUCCAGCUCCUUAUUUUUUGCCACAUCAACCAUGGUGUGUUCACAUUCUAUACAGGGGCCAGACAUUACAGCUUUUAGCUCCUGUGUGUACUUCACUGAAGGCAGCGUUGAGGUGAGUCUGUGGACGGUGCACAGCACAUGAUGAAGAAGCGUUGCAGGAUACGACAUGAUGAGACGGUACAGCUCAGCGCAGCUCGUCUCUCCUCCUUUCUCUCAUCACUGAUGACCGGUUAGAGGCAACAGCAUCAGUAGAAGUUCCUGAUAUGCAGCAACGUACAGUAACUGCUUCUCAUCAGAAAGUAUGUCUUUUUCUUUUUUUUUUGUUUGCCCUACUUGAACAGGCGAUCUCUUUCUGAGUUGCUUUCGCUUCUGUCCCGUGAUGUGCUUCUGUUCUCUUUCUACUUCUUGGCCGAAUGUUGUUUUCUCCAGUGGAUCCGCAUGCCUGCAUCCAGCGCCGCUUCUUUUAGGCCUUUUACUACUUUGAGGGCAACGCCGAGAGCAGCGACGUCGUUCUCUGGGGUCAUUUUAGUCCUUUCUCUCCUCAUGCCGGUGCCAUAUUCCAACACGUGUAAUCUUUGUCUGUACUUCUAGCCUCUCAUUUAUAAACCCCUAUUUUAACACUCACCAGGCAGACCCUGAAUGUUCUUGUUUUUCAAUAUUUUUACAGUAUUUUACAGUCGUUUGUUGAUGUUGAACCUACUCCUCCUGUGUAUGUCAAGUGUAUGAUGAAAUAUGAUAUUGAACAUGUAAAAGGAAAUACAGUAUGUUAUCCAUACUUCUUUGUAAACAUCCAGGAUAUGUUGUAUAUAACGCACCAUCUGCUGUAUGCUUAUAUUGUAGGAUAUAUGAUGGUAUAUUUACAAUAUAUUCAACACACUAUUGUGAAGAUGCAUUAGUAACACACAGAGUUGACAUCUUGUAAGUCCCAAAAGCCACACAAUAAUCAUCUGUUGUUUUUUUCUUACAUGGUGGUAAUAAUUCAGCACAAUAUGAGUAUUAUAGUAAAGCCUAUGUACCUAUCAAAGAUUAGUAAGUGAUCAAAGAGUGUUUGUGAUGAGAUUAGGCCACAUAAAGCUAAAUCAUGAGGAUUUCAGCUGCUGUGUGAAGAAGGAAAGACAGUGCAUGGCUCACUAUGAGCUGAUAGCAUGACUUUAAUGGGAUCAGUUGUCAGAGAUGCAUGAAAAAGGUGAAGUAUGUCAAAAAGGAAGACUGCGAUGAUGAAACUGGUCAAAAACAGACCCAUGUAAUGAUUUUGGUACACACCUCAUAGUUACGUUGAUGUAUAGCCAUUUUCUACUCAGGCUUUAUAAAAAUGACACCUUGAGUAGCUGCAGUGCCAGCAUCCAACCAGCAGGGAGAGCUGUCAACAUUCAGUUAAUGUUCUUUCAGCCAUAAUCACACCUGCUGCACCUGCAGUAAAUAUGCAUGGCAUCACCUACUCAUCACCUGAGGACGGGGGGGGAGGGGUGUCGCAGGGCUAAAUGAGACAGGACCUGUUUGUAUUAACUAUGGAUGUCAAGUGUGUUUGUGUGUGUUUGAGUUUGUGUGUGUAUUUGUGUUAAAAAGGGUGCACGCUGUGGAAUGCUCAGGGGUGCCUGUUCUGAAUGGCUAUAGAGAACUUUCUGCAGUUUCUUGUCAUCUUUUGUCCCCCUGUUGUUAACUCUUACAUGUGUGGUUUGGAUUUGUACAGUUUCUAGAAGAGAUGGUUAAAUAUUCAGCCUCAAUCAUGUUCCUGCCUGCAGUUUAGAGCUGAAACUAUUCAUUUGAUCAAUCAAUCAAGUAUUUUCAUUAUCAAUUUACAGUUUGAGUCAGUUUUAAAGCAAAAAUGCCAAAAUAUUUAUGAGGAUUUACUUCUUUCCUUGUCUCGUGUGAUGAUAAAAAUGAGUAUCUUUGCAUUUUAGGGUGUUUGUUAGACAAAAGAGGAAGAGCUGCAACUAAUGAUCAUUUUCCUUAUUGAAUAAUUCCCCAGUUAAUUUUCUUGAUAAAUUGUUUUGUCUAUGAAAUGUCAGUUUCCCAGAGCCCAAGAUGAAGACUUCAGAUAACUUGUUUGGCCCAGCACUACAAAAAAGACUAAAGAAACCAGCAAAUAAUCACUCCAAUGAUUCAUCGAUUACAACAGUUGAGAAGA
Molecule: messenger RNA, 8251 nt
Organism: Lates calcarifer (barramundi perch)
Lineage: Eukaryota; Metazoa; Chordata; Actinopteri; Centropomidae
Exons: 17
Coding region: 550-5484 (1644 amino acids)
Biological process (GO): regulation of ARF protein signal transduction
Molecular function (GO): phospholipid binding; protein binding; guanyl-nucleotide exchange factor activity
Source: RefSeq, a predicted model, not a curated record